CUGGUGGAGUGGUAUUGUGCCGCACACUAACACAGGACAAGAAAGGGGAGCUCAAACAACCUGUCAACAACAAUAUGCAUUACGGAAAUACUCAUUGGUAAAAGCAAUGUGUGCAGUAAUAUAUGUAAAAAAGUAGUGUAGAAAACAAAUGAGUGCGAAUAUGGCGUCAAUAAUUCCACCUGUUACGAAGUUGUCUUCGAGGAUAAUUAGAAUAUUAGGAUGCAAUCCAGGACGAAUGACAUUGCAAGGCACUAAUACAUACGUUAUUGGCACAGGAAAGAGAAGAAUUCUAAUUGAUGCAGGGGAUUCAGAUGUACCUCAAUACAUUCAGAAUUUGAAGACUGUUGUAUCUGAUGAAAAUAUAGAUUUAGAGCACAUAAUUGUAACGCACUGGCACCAUGACCACAUUGGAGGUGUCAAAGAUGUGGUCAAAAACGUUUCUAAUUGCAAUGUUUGGAAGCUGCCACGAUCUGAACAAGACAAUUCCGAUGAACCUCUUCCAGACAAUAUACAAGUGAAAUACUUAAAACCAGGGGAUGAAUUCAAAACAGAAGGAGCAACAUUAAGGAUAGUACACACUCCAGGCCACACAACAGACCAUAUCAUUCUUUGGCUUGAAGAAGAGAAAGCUAUAUUUAGUGGCGAUUGCAUAUUGGGAGAAGGAACAGCUGUUUUUGAAGAUCUCCAUGAUUAUAUGGCCUCUUUACAAAAUAUAUUGAAACUUAACCCAAAUAUUCUCUAUCCAGGGCAUGGCCCAGUUGUAUCACUAUUCUUCUGUCCUUGGCAGGAUCCAAUGCCUAAAAUUGAGUAUUACAUACAUCAUAGAAAUAACAGGGAAAAACAAAUUCUGGAUGUGCUACAAAGAGAACCUAACAGGAAAUUUACUGAAAUGGACAUUGUCAAAAUUAUAUAUACGGACACACCAGAGGACUUACAUUUGGCUGCUGCUGUAAAUGUGGGUCAUCACUUGCAAAAACUCUUUAAAGAUAAAAAAGUUAUUUCCACAGGUACUAAGUGGCAGUGGAUCACAAAUCCAUCAUCAUCUUUAUAACACUUCCUAGCUGAAUUGUAAAUUUAAUUUCCUACUUGGAAAAGUAUGAAGUUUGUAAUCAUUAUAUCUGAUGAAUAUAUCACCUACUGUGGAUAAGAAAAUAUGAAUAAACUGCAUCAAACUUUGAUUUGUUUCAAAUUACAUUUCGUCAAUCUGUAAAAAAAUAAAAUAAAAUAAA
Molecule: messenger RNA, 1229 nt
Organism: Gryllus bimaculatus (two-spotted cricket)
Lineage: Eukaryota; Metazoa; Arthropoda; Insecta; Orthoptera; Gryllidae
Source: the annotation of a GenBank genome assembly